CUGUUGUGUGUGUCGGUCAUUGGGGAGCUGCAGCGCAGUAGUUACAUCGGUUGAAUUAAAAAAUGUCUUUUUCAAGAGCUCCUGUGAAACGGUUCAACGAGAACGUAGGUUGUGCUCCUCCACCGGGGACUUACGAGGUCAAACCGAGGGACUUGAAGGGGGCAGCUUCCUUCGACAAAUCUGACCGAUUCAGACUCCAUAAGGCUGCCGAUAUGCCACCACCCUCGCCCACCAGAAGUGCCCUAAUGUCCCCCGUCCGCAGGACGAUGUCGGUUGAUGGUCUCGUUGAAGGUUCAAGUGUAAAGAAGGAGAAGAAUGCCAUGACUAUGGAAAGGAAGCAGAAGACACUCUUGGAGAGAGAGAUACGGUCGCUGGUCCAGCAGCGAGGGGACCAGGACCGCCGCUUGUUGGCCCUGGAAGAGGAUCUGAAGAAGGCGGAGGCCAAGUUGCUGGCGGUGGUCAGGGAGAAGACGGGCCUUUCUGCGAGCGUCACCACCCUCGACAGACAGCUCGCCGAGGUCCAGAAAGUCAACGAGUUCCUAAAAAACAAGGUUUCUGCUGACACUACGAAAAAGAGAAUACAGUCUCUCACAAUGGACUUGAUGGAGGCCAGGAACACUUUGGAUUUUAAAAACAAGGAGUUAAAUGUCCUGCAGAUUAACACUGAAAACCAAGCAAUAGUGUUAGAUUCUGAGCUGCAGGCUGCCAGGGCUACCGUGACGGCUCUGAAGGACAGGAGUAAAGACCUGGAGGACCUUCAUCACGUGACCACGACUCUGAACAAAGAGCUGGAGAAUGAGAAUGCCAGAUUGCAUGCUGUUAUACGGGAGCUGAGGGAGGAGAUACAAGUUCUGCAGCAAUACCUGGACACAGCCAAUGAUCAGAUCCAAGAUCUCCGUUUGAGUCUCCGAGAGAAGACCCAGGAGAACACCGCUGCUGGUUCUCAGGAGAACGUGAAGCGACUAGAGACCGACCUGGACCGGCGCACCGCCGAGCUCGAAGCCGUCCGAGAUGUGUUGAGGCAAAAGGAGGAGGAGGCGCGGGGAUUCCAGCAAGCACUGCAGGUGUCAAAGGAGGAUAUAGUGGAGGUGGAGACGAGGCUGAAGAACCAAGAGCAGGAGCUCAAAUCCUCCCAGAGGUCAGCGAGUGACAUGGCGGCGCAGAUGGAGGUGGCCAAUCAGAAGGUGCAGGACUCUCAAGCGACGGUUCGACAGCAGGAGGCGGAGCUCACUCGACUGAGGGAGGUGCUGGACGAGAGAGUGGCGCACCUGGAGCAGAGGUGUCUGUUCUCUGAGGCGGAGAGAAGUAAGACUCGGGAGGAGGGAAUGAGGAGGGUGGAGGAAUUGAAAGCGGAGCUCCUCGUGCUAAAGAAAGCUAAAAAAGAGGAGAAGAAGACCCAGAUUCAGCUCCAGCAGGAGCACGCUGCUCUGACUGAGGAGCUGACCAACGAAAAGGCACUUGUGAACUCCUUGUCCGUGCUGCUGGAGCAGGAGAGGGAGGAGGCGGAGGAGCGUCUGAGGCAGCUCAAGGAGGAGUUGGAGGAGGUGCUGGGGGAGCUCGCCCUCUUGGAGGACCUGGACCAGAGGCGGCAGGAGGACUCCGGCGAGCUGCAGCGACAGCUGAGUGACACCAGGGCGCUGCUGGAGAGUAAGAGCCGCGACGUGGCCGCCUUGAAGGAGGAGCACUCGUCGGCCAGAGAGCCCCUGCAGGGGGCGGAGGGGAGGCAGAAGGAGCUGGAGGCGGAGAUGGACCGAGUGAUGCAGCAGAUGAAGGAGGAGAUGGAGAGAAUGGUUCGGCAGAAAGAGGAGGAGGCCGACAGGGUGACGGAGGGCUUAAAGGAGCAGCAGCAGAGGCAAUUGGCUGAGGCAGAAGCCCGGGAGGAGAGUUCAAGAAAGUUGCAGGCGGUGCAGAGUCGCCUUGCGCAACAAGAGGAGGAGACGAAGGCCGCGGGGGAGAGCCACGCCGCCCUGGUCGGUCGGCUCCGCCGGGAGCUGGAGACGCAGACCGGAGAGAGACGAGAGGCGCUGAGGCGACUGGAGGAGCACGGGCGUCUGCUCCAGGAGGAGAAGGACGGAGCCCGGGAGCUCCGAGAGGAGGCGCACCGGCAGAAAGAGGAAAAGAGCGCGUUGGAGGUCGAGGUGGAAGACCUGCGGCGGGUCAGGUCCGAGGCGCUCGGGCUGCAGGCGGAGCUCAGGAGAGGAGACGAGGAAAGGGAGAGCCUCCUGUCUCGGGUGGAGCUCGCCGACCGGUCCAGGCUCGCUCUGGAGGAGCAGCUGAACGCGGCGGAGCGGGACAGACGGCACGGCGAGCCGGAGGAACUGCGACAGCAGGUGGAGGUCCUGACCCAGGAGAAGGUGGCGCUGCGGUGGGAGGCGGAGGAGCAGCGGCGGGAACUUCAAAGGCAAACGGACGAAGCGCAGGAGAAAAGCUCCCAGGAGACGGAGCGCUGGAGGAAACAAUACGAGGAGCUGUUUGCCAAAGUCCGGCCCUUCCAGGAGCAGCUGGACGGGUUCUCGGCCGAGCGCAACGCCCUGCUCAACGAGAACGGAGCGAACCAGGAGCAGCUGAACAAGCUGUCGGACGCCUACGCCCGCCUGCUGGGCCACCAGAACCAGGAGCAGAAGAUCAAACACGUGAUGAAGCUAAAGGACGAGAACCUCUGCCUGAAACAGGAGCUGCUGAAGCUGCUGUCCCAGGUGAGCCGGCAGAGGAGCGGCGAUCCGGAGCAGCUGCAGUCGAAGCUCUCCGGUCGACGUCAUCGGAGCUUCGAUCCCAGCAAAGUGUUCCACCACGACAAGGAGAACCGAACCGGAACCCUCCGAGAAGGAAAACACGAGUCAUGAAGGAGCUUCAAGGAGCCAAAUGAAACGUCUCUGGUUUGGGUUGUUAAAGCUUAAUUAACCUCAUUUGUCUUUAUUCUGUUAACUGUCUUUCGGGCUUGUUGCUGUUUUACAGCCUUUUUUUGUGUCAAAUUGUUCCACGGAAAGCGACGACGGAUGUACCCGUUUUGACUUUUUAAAAAGAACUGUUAGAAGCCGAUUGUAUUUGUUUUAAAAUAAUGAGGAUGGCUGUAAAGUCUUCACAGAACCCUGAGAGAUUCUUUUUCGCUUAUUCUACAUCUUUCUUUUUCUUUUGUAAAUAAAGAUAGAUUUUAAUCCACUUCUUAAACAAAAAGCCUGACUCAGAUUUAUUUACUUCCCAAAGCCUUGUUUUCUUUGGGUUGGAUCCUCUCCGGUCAUGUCUGUGCUCGGCCACUAGAGGGCACUGUCGGACUGCAGCGAAAAGGCUCUUACGGCUCAUGUUUCCUCCUCACUUGUUUGUCAUGUCCAAAUGUUGCACCUUCCACCAAAAGAAAUUCCUCGUUUGUGUAAACAUUCCUGGCAAUAAAACUGUUUGAUUCUGAUUCUAUAUACAGGACUGUCUCAGAAAAUUAGAAUAUUGUGAUGAAGUUCUUUAUUUUCUGUAAUGCAAUUAAAAAAACAAAAAUGUCA
Pseudoliparis swirei is the source of this 3491-nucleotide messenger RNA. RefSeq names its product hyaluronan-mediated motility receptor (RHAMM) (gene hmmr). The transcript is spliced from 19 exons. Gene Ontology annotation, cellular component: membrane. Gene Ontology annotation, molecular function: hyaluronic acid binding. Lineage: Eukaryota; Metazoa; Chordata; Actinopteri; Perciformes; Liparidae. The record is from RefSeq and is a predicted model, not a curated record. The coding region runs from base 63 to 2843 and encodes 926 amino acids.